Molecule: messenger RNA, 918 nt
Organism: Haemonchus placei
Lineage: Eukaryota; Metazoa; Nematoda; Chromadorea; Rhabditida; Trichostrongylidae
Source: the annotation of a GenBank genome assembly
AUGGAAGAAGGGACUUCAAAUUUCGAGCCAGAUGGCACUGCUCUUGAAGAUGCAGAAGAACAGAACGGAGGCUCUGGAACUCGUUCAGCUGAGAUCUCUCCUAGUCCUGCUCUUACAUGCGAGAUGUGCCAAAACUAUGAAAUCAACCUAACAUCGAUUCAGGAAAACGAAAGGAAAACACGAGAAAAGUUAAGGGCAGCAAAAUCAUUAGCAGAUCGGUAUGAAACAGAGCUCACGACAGAGAGGAAGUACAGGAUGGAUGUCGAAAAGAAAAUGACUGAGUUAGCUGCACAGUUCAGUGAUGAGCUAAAAUGUGUGGCGUCUGCAAACCAGAAAAUUGAAGAACGAGUAAAUGAAUUUAUUGAAAAACACAAAUCAAGCAUGGAGAAGUAUUCAGAGCAGCUACAAGACGUUAAUCAUGUCUGUUCGGAAGAACAACUGGAGGAAGAGCGAAAUGCCAAGCUGGCACUAGAGCGAGAUCUUCUCGCACAAGUGAAUCAUCUCCAAACACAAUUAGGAAUCGCAGCUAGUAAACUAUCUACCGCUGAUGCUGUAGUUUUGUCUAAUGAAACUCAUGAGAGGCAAAUAAGAGACCUUCAGAAUACCGUAGCUGAACUGGAAGCACAAGUAAAACAGGUCCAAAGCGAGCGUGCUGCUGUGGAACUGACAGCUCAAAACUAUAAGGCUCGAUGUACCUCCUUGCAAAGUGAACUAGACACCUCGGAGGCCGUUCAAAAAGACUUCGUCCAGCUCUCGCAAAGUUUACAAAUUCAAUUAGAAAAGAUUAGGCAAUCAGAGCAGGAGGUUCGGUGGCAGUGGGAGGAUGACGUGGAAAAUUGUUCGGGUUGCGGUGCAUCAGUCUUAAAAACAAAGCCUCGGCCAAGGUUAUUACUAUUACCGCUUUUAUUUAUCCAUUGA